Molecule: messenger RNA, 2898 nt
Organism: Daucus carota subsp. sativus
Lineage: Eukaryota; Viridiplantae; Streptophyta; Magnoliopsida; Apiales; Apiaceae
Exons: 3
Coding region: 805-2736 (643 amino acids)
Source: RefSeq, a predicted model, not a curated record
GAUAUGAAACUAAAGGAGAAUCCAAAUCUCUGAUUCCCUGCAUCUAAUUCCCCCAAGUCUUCGUCUCCUCGAGAGUUGAAGUCGCCGCCGAAUGUCCUAGGGCAGAAUCCAGUCAGCCACCGGCCCACCACUCUAUUUGAUAAACCCGAACCCGAAAUCUAUGGAACCGGGUCUAGAGUUUGAUUUUGAAAUCCAAGGGUUUAGAUCGGCAAUUUAUUUCACCGGAGGAGAAGGAUUCAGAUCAAUGGAGUCUCAUCUUCUUGAGUAAUAACGGAAAAGAAAUCAGGGCUGACUAGAGUCCACAGCCCACACUACACAUUUUCAAGAAAGAUAUAUCAUGAUAUUCUUGAAUAUACACUACAUGUAGCUAACCCAUGUCUUAUAACUGCGCACCUUGCUCGGGUAAUUUGUUACACCGGAAGCGUAGAAGUUUGUACUAGUUAUUUUCAACGUAGGAGGACAGAACAAGAGGGGACAAGAUUGGAUAGAAAACUCUGUGAUCCAAGCAUCCCGGCAAUCUUUUUUUUCAAGCGAGUUCAGUUAAAUCAUCCAAGUGCUAUAUUCGUUGACUUGGAGUUAAAUUAGAUGUCACCAGUUGGUUUAACAACCCACGUUGAACUCAGCCAGCCAAAACAAGUUGGAUCCAAACACCAAACUCAUUUCAAGAUCUAUCCCUCACCCAAGAUGAGUUCAGCACUGAAGAGGGGACAAGAUUUAAUAUAUAGAUUUGUGAUCCAAGUAUCCCGGCAAAAACUGAGUUAGUUUAGUUGCAAGUGGUAAUUAUUUGAAGGGGAUACUAAUCUAAUGUACUUAAACCUGCUAUUGGGAAAAAGGUUGGACCAAAACACCAAAGCCAUUGCUAGAUCUAUCCAGAAAUCAACAGAAAUGAGUUCAAUACUUAAGCAUUUUAGCCAUCCGGGGCACAAACUCAUCUUGAAGGAGAAUGAUGUUCUUGAAUACACUGCUACUUGCUAUGUCUGUAACAGGACAGUCAUCGGCUGUCCUACGUAUACCUGUACUAGUCGUCAUGCUGCUGCUGCUGCUGAUGAUGAUGAUAUUGGCUGUAAAGAGUUUUACCUGCACCAGACUUGUGCAGAAUUACCCCCACAUCUUUUCCAACACGAUAUGCACAACCAACACCCCAUUACUCUUGACCUAUGCUCUGCUGAAUACUAUUGUCAUGGUUGUCAGCUUCAAGUAAAGUUCGCUUAUGGGUGUUAUCCUUGUGACUUUGCUUUAUGCGUUGCUUGUGCUUUUCCUUGUCCUCCUGAUGAUGAACAGAGAGAGCUUCAUCAUGAAGGUCACCAGGAGCACACACUAGUAUUGCAGAGGCAAGCUUUGUUUAAAUGUGAUGCUUGUUGGGUGAAAGCAGAAGACUUUUCUUAUGUUUGCAAAACGUGUGAUUUUUGGAUCCACAAGAAGUGUGCUCUCUCUCCCCCCAUUAUUACAGAGCCUGUUAAUCACCAUCACCCUCUCCAUCUUAUCUUCUCUAUUCCAGAUGAACAUCGCUAUUUCAUCCGAGGGUGCAACAUCUGCGGUGACUAUGUUCCUGUAUGUUCCUGGAUGUAUUACUGUCACAAAUGCACAUAUUUCGUGCAUAUGAAAUGUGCUACAGCCCCUGCAUUAAAUGAGACUGAAGCCGCUGGCUGUGAUAACGACCCAGAUCUGAUAGAAUUUCCUCUGCAUAGUGUGGAAGCACUAAGUGAUUUCAUGACAACCCGGUUUUCAAUAUUCCAAGUUGACUUUGAAGGUGAGGAUAAAGAUACUACCAUGACAUCAACAAGACCUAAUGACCCACAUAUAAUUGAAAAGCAUUGGAGUCACCCGGAUCAUCCAUUAGAACUGCUUCAGUUUAUUAUUAAUGAGCAUGAUAAUGACGAAGAUUACAACAACACCACAAGAGGAUUGAUAUGUGAUGGGUGCAUUCAACCCAUCACUGUUACCCAUCCAUCGUACUACAGUUGUACCCAGUGUAAUUUCUUUCUCCACUCCGUGUGUGCCACUCAAUUGCCAGGUGAGUUGUUUAUAGGAGAAUCCUCACUUCACCCAGAGCAUUCGCUCACCCUUUCUAGGAAUACAAGAUUCUACGAAACAGUAGUCUGCGGAGUUUGUGGCUGCUCGACAAAUGGAUUCUACUUUAAUUGUGAGGCUUGUGAUAUGAAAAUUGAUAUUUGCUGUACAUUUUUGCCCUCCAGGAUAAAAUAUAAGUCUCACAAGGACCACCCUUUUAUUCUGCGUCAAGUAUCGGAUGACGCUUGCUGUGUUAGUAGGACCAAAAUUACUGGUGGUGUGGAAUAUGGAUGUGAAAUUUGUAGCAACUUCCGGAUCGAGAUAUCUACUGUAUUUUACCCAAAUACGAUGAAACACAAAUAUGAUGAUCAUCCCAUAACCUUGAGAUACCCUCCUUUCUUCUACGAAGGUGCAUUCUACUGUGAGCUAUGUGAAGAACAAGUAAACAAUCAGUGGUGGCUCUAUCAUUGUGAUGAAUCUGAUCAUUCUUUUCACUCUAGUUGCCUCCAUUUGCUGCAUAGGAUGAAGUUAGGAGGGACCAUCAGAAUUUAUAUUAACGAUGAAAUGCACACACUUGCAUUUGUUUUCAAAAUGAAUGUAAGAACAAACUCUCCCUUAUUCAUUUGUGGCAAUUGCGGUGAUGCAUACACUGCUGGUCUCUUCUUCGAAUGUGAUGGCUGUGGAAUUCUUAUCUGCGAUGAAUGUGUCAGGAAGAUAGAUGGGUGAUUAACAAGUGAAUGCAGUUCAGAGAUAUUUCAACACUCUCUUCGGCAAUUGUUUUAUGUCAGCUAUAAACAUUUUACACAAUAAUGUUAUUUCAGCACAUCAGUGUUUCAUUUGUGUUCUUUUAUAUUUCUUAUUGGAUUCGCUACUUAUAUCUAUUUAUAA